Daphnia magna is the source of this 1528-nucleotide messenger RNA. RefSeq names its product RING finger and CHY zinc finger domain-containing protein 1 (gene Rchy1). The transcript has 8 exons. Lineage: Eukaryota; Metazoa; Arthropoda; Branchiopoda; Diplostraca; Daphniidae. The coding region runs from base 153 to 944 and encodes 263 amino acids. Gene Ontology annotation, biological process: protein ubiquitination; ubiquitin-dependent protein catabolic process. Gene Ontology annotation, molecular function: zinc ion binding; ubiquitin protein ligase activity. The record is from RefSeq and is a predicted model, not a curated record. Gene Ontology annotation, cellular component: nucleus.
GGCAGACAAAACAAUCGCCGAACAGUCCGUACUCCAGUAUAAGUCGUCUAUGUCUAUACCCAGUAUCUGAAAACGCGUGUUUUCUUUCUCUCUGUGUACACACACACACACAUCUCACGACUGGCUCGCUGCUAGUGCUCGGUAUAGAUAAAAUGGCUGAGGAGGAGAAUGUUGAGUACGGUUGCGAGCAUUACAAACGGAAAUGUAAAUUGGUGACCCCUUGUUGUGACAAAGUGUAUACUUGCCGGUUCUGCCAUGAUGAGAAAGAAGAACACACCCUUAACCGCAAGAAUGUAGAUGAAAUCAUGUGUUCAGUGUGUGAAACGAAGCAGCCAGUUCAGCAAAAUUGUUCCAAUUGUGGUAUCCUUUUUGGGCAGUAUUUCUGUGGAAAAUGCAAACUGAUUGAUGAUGAGGAUAAAAAACAAUAUCACUGUGAGGGAUGUGGUAUUUGUAGAGUAGGAGGAAGGGAUAAGUUUUUUCACUGCCAAACAUGUGAUAUGUGCUUACCAAAGAAACUUGAAAAUCAGCAUAGAUGUGUAGAAAAGAUGAGCAGAACAAAUUGCCCUAUUUGUCUGGAGGACAUCCACACAUCAAGGAUUCCUUCUCAUAUACCAUCAUGUGGUCAUUUGAUUCAUCGAACAUGUUUCAAUUCAUUCAUUCACCGUGGCCAUUAUGCCUGCCCAGUCUGUCAAAGAUCCAUGAUGCCAAUGGAAUCAUAUUGGCGUAUUUUAGAUGAGGAGAUCGCAUCGACUCCAAUGCCUGUAGAAUAUCAAAAUUUUUUUGUAACGAUUUUAUGUAACGACUGCCAUCAGUUUUCCGAAGUUCCGAUGCAUCCUCUUGGAGCGAAGUGCCAAAAUGCACCCUGUGGAUCUUAUAACACGUGCAGAAGCGGUGGUCCUGUUAAUAGACCCGUAGUCAGAGAACAGACUCCAAACUCGGAGUAAACUGCCAUGAAGUACCAAAAGGUGGAAGAUGUUGUUAAUCUUCCAUCUUUUUAUUGUGUGACAGGCAAUAAUUAUAUUUGCCAGCUACUAAAAUGGCCGAUUUUUUGUAUUUAAAGGCUUUUGUAUCUUCAUCCGUGAAAUCUUCCCCUUCAUUUGACGGCAGGCAUAUUGGAGCCUUUUGAUGACAUUAGUUCAACAGUUUUUGUGAUUUUUUUUCCUCAUCCAAGUAACUCAUACCGCGUCAGCCAUCUGCUGAUGUUCGAUACCUGUUUCAUUGCCCUUAUCUCGUUGCAGUGGGUAGAAUAUGCCGUCAUAUUAUAAUGCACCAUAGAAAAUAAGAAAAAUGUCAGGUGAAAGGAAGGAAAAUAUUUAGAUAUAAUUUUCCUAGUAGAAGGAAAGUGGACACUGCCGGAAAAAAAUUCAUAUCCGACAUUAUGAAGGUACUCCUGUGCAGCAUUCUGAGUUUCUUGUAAUAUUUUGUCUCAUUACAACUGAUUCAAGCACUUCUUUCUUACUUUUCCGUGGAAUGUACCUACUGAACAUUUUAAAUUAACAACCAUGUAUAAAUAUACGCUGUUACCUUA